AUGUCUAAACCAGAGCAAGUGUUACAGAUAGAACCCCAAAAUGAACUUAGGUUUAAAGGUCCUUUUAACGAGCCUGUUGCUUCUUAUAUGAAACUUACCAACCCGACAGACAAGAAAGUUCUGUUUAAAAUUAAAACCACAGCACCGAAGAAGUAUUGCGUUCGUCCAAAUUCCGGCGUAUUAGAUCCCAAUUCUAACACUGAAAUCUCAAUAUGCUUCCAACCGCACCCAUUCGAUCCCGCGGAGAAGAACAAGCACAAGUUCAUGGUGCAAACCGCUUUCGCGCCGGACGGAGAGAUCAACAUGGAGCAACUUUGGAAAGAGAUCACGCCGGAUCAAUUGAUGGAUUCGAAAUUGAAGUGCGUCUUCGACUUGCCCGCCGAGCAGGUCGAACAGAUCGAUGAUACCUCCAAAUUCAGCCCUAAGACAUCCGUAGCUAAUGUAACCGCAAGCAGUAACACUAUCGAAUCGGAACUACAAAAGGCUGCUCAAGAAGUUCAGCAAUUGAGGGAAGAGGAAAGUCAAUUGAGACAGCAAAAUAUACGAUUGAAAGAGGAGGUUUUGCAGUUGAAACAGCAACUGGGUCAGAUGCGUUCGGUUCCCGUGAACAGAUACGCUCCGCCUGUACAGGAACAGACGAUUCCGAUGGUCUACAUAGGAUUAGCGGUACUUCUGAGCUUCAUAGGCAUUAUAUUGGGUAAAUUCGCGCUCUGA
Messenger RNA from Phyllotreta striolata, 714 nucleotides. Lineage: Eukaryota; Metazoa; Arthropoda; Insecta; Coleoptera; Chrysomelidae. The record is from the annotation of a GenBank genome assembly.